Molecule: messenger RNA, 1359 nt
Organism: Neoarius graeffei (lesser salmon catfish)
Lineage: Eukaryota; Metazoa; Chordata; Actinopteri; Siluriformes; Ariidae
Product: tumor necrosis factor receptor superfamily member 14-like
Exons: 9
Coding region: 514-1236 (240 amino acids)
Biological process (GO): defense response to Gram-positive bacterium; positive regulation of cytokine production involved in immune response; negative regulation of alpha-beta T cell proliferation
Cellular component (GO): external side of plasma membrane
Molecular function (GO): protein binding
Source: RefSeq, a predicted model, not a curated record
AGGUGCAAGCGGCAGAGAGAGAGAGCAGGGAGGGGCAAGGUGCGAACGGCAGAGAGAGACAGAGAGAGAGAGAGAGGUGCGCUGUUUACACAGACAGAUUUAGAGAGAAACGACGUUCGCAUGAACUCUGAGUAAAUUCGAGUAUAAUUUACUGGACGUAUUGAAGAGAAACUGCGACGAAAGUAUCGAUCUCAUCACGCUAGUAUCGAUUCGAUUCCGAUACACACCUUGGUAUCGAUACACUCUUUUUUAUGAAUAAUAAGGAAAUUAAAGAUGUCUGAGUAAUCUACGGUAUUUCUACUAAAAACUAAAAUAAGUUAGAAAGUAUAGUGGUUCGAUCGAAACACGGAUUGAGAGAAAAAACAUUUAACUCAACAACAGAAGAAAAUGGAGGACAGCAGCAGGAGGUUCGGGUGUAGUCUAGGAUGAGUGCCAGAGAAGAACAGCGGCAGUCCAUAUCCAUACUGUGAACCAGUUCUACUGCAUUGUUCUGACUCUGUGUUUUGCAGAAUAAUGAAGUCCACGUUUCUGGCACUUGGUUUGUACAUAUUCGGUGUUUCUGCUCUCCUUACAUAUGGAGCCGGUUGCGGGAAAGGUGAAUAUCGAUCAACAGCUGGAGAAUGUUGUCCGAUGUGUUCUACAGGGACAGUGGUUAUAAAAGACUGUAUUGGUGAUUACAGUACAAAAUGUAAACCUUGUUCUAAAGGAACAUUCAUGAAUGAACCGAAUGGACUUCCAAACUGUUUUCCAUGUAAAACCUGUGACACAGGUCUUUUUAUUUUGCAAGACUGUACCAUAACAAAGAAUACCGUCUGUGAGGUCUUGGAUGGAUAUUACUGUUUGCGCUACUCACAAGGAGAAUGCGCUCUUGCAGUGAAACACAGUGAAUGUAAACCUGGGCAACAUAUAAAAGCUCCAGGAACCAAGGCCUCAGAUACAGUUUGUGAGCCCUGUCCACUGGGAUUUUAUUCUCCUGAAGGUGUGAACUGCACAAAAUGGACUGACUGUUCAGUCAGACAUGAGGUUGAGGUUCAGGAAGGCACUUCCAUCAGAGAUGUUCAGUGCAAACCAACAAGAAAAAGAUAUGGGCUCAUACCAGCUUUCGUCUUAUAUUUACCCACAGUUUUAGUUUUAUUUUUGAAGCGCAAAAUGAACUGUAACACAGGAUUAAAAGGAAGUGCUGAUAUUUUAUACAAAAACCUUACAGCAGAGUCCUGUAAUGGAAACAAAUCCUGAAGUUCUAGAAUGUGCAGCAUCAUCCAGUAAACAGGAAGAAAAUGAGGAAGUGGAUCAACCAGCUACAAGGUGACUGAUGAGGAACACACUGUGCAUCUGAAAGAAAAGUGAAUUACUCCACAA